Messenger RNA from Homo sapiens (human), 8463 nucleotides. RefSeq names its product PH domain and leucine rich repeat protein phosphatase 2 (gene PHLPP2). The record is from RefSeq and is marked validated. Gene Ontology annotation, molecular function: protein serine/threonine phosphatase activity. Bases 727 to 4497 code for a protein of 1256 amino acids. Gene Ontology annotation, biological process: hippocampus development. Gene Ontology annotation, cellular component: nucleus; cytoplasm; photoreceptor inner segment. NCBI's taxonomy places the organism in Eukaryota, Metazoa, Chordata, Mammalia, Primates, Hominidae. The transcript is spliced from 18 exons.
GUUUUUUUUUUUUUUUUGUAUUUUUAGUGGAGAUGGGGCUUUACCAUGUUGGCCAAGCUGGUCUCGAAUUCUUGACCUCAAAUGAUCCCUCACCUGGGCCUCCUAAAGUGUUGGGAUUACAGGUGUGAGCCACCUUGCCCAGCCUAAAGUUUCUUUUUUUUUGAGAUGGAGUCUUGCUCUGUCACCCAGGCCGGAGUGCAGUGGCGCUGUCUUGGCUCACUGAAACCUCUGCCUCCCAGGUUCAAGCAAUCUUCACACCUCUGCCUCCCAGGUAGCUAGGAUUACAGGCGUGUGCCACCAUGCCUGGCUAAUAUAUAAAAAAAAAUUUCUUUUGUAGAGAUGGGAUGUUGCCAUCUUACCUAGGCUAGUCUUGAACUCCUGGCCUCAAGCAGUCCUCUUACCUUGGCCCCCCAAAGUGCUGGGAUUACAGGCCUGAGCCACUGCAACCCGCUGUUUCGUUAUUCUUGACACGUUUCUGAAAACACAAGGAAAAGAGAGGUCAACGAAGAUGAUGGAUGGAAACACAGACAGCAGUAAAGAAAAUUAAGUUAUCUGAGUUAUUACGAAUGAGCAUGAUAGAUGUGAAGUGCUCCACAAAAGGAGGGGAUACUUGAGCAGAAUGUUGGGGAAUAUAAAGUAGAGAGAGGUGGGGUGAGGACUGAAAUGUCUAAUUCAGUCAGAUGUUCUAGCUAACGAUUUCUUUCUCUUGAUAUUUUUUAGAGAAAUAUGAAACGCAAUGGGAGCAGAAAUUGUUUGAAUAGGAGAAGUAGGUUUGGUUCUCGAGAAAGAGACUGGCUAAGAGAAGAUGUAAAGAGAGGCUGUGUUUACCUUUAUGGAGCAGACACUACCACUGCCACUACAACCACCACCACCUCCUCUUCCUCUUCCUCCUCCUCCUCUUCCUCUGACUUACAUCUCGUCCUUUGCACUGUAGAGACACCAGCAUCAGAAAUAUGUGCUGGAGAGGGAAGAGAAAGUCUUUAUUUACAGCUUCAUGGAGACCUGGUCAGGAGACUGGAACCUACUGAACGACCUCUUCAGAUCGUUUAUGAUUACUUAUCCAGGCUGGGAUUUGAUGAUCCUGUGCGCAUACAGGAGGAGGCUACAAAUCCUGACCUCGGCUGUAUGAUUCGAUUUUAUGGUGAAAAACCAUGCCACAUGGAUCGUUUGGAUCGAAUCCUAUUGUCUGGCAUCUAUAAUGUACGCAAGGGAAAGACCCAGCUGCAUAAGUGGGCUGAGCGCCUAGUUGUCCUCUGUGGUACCUGCCUUAUCGUUUCCUCAGUGAAGGAUUGUCAAACUGGAAAGAUGCACAUUUUGCCUCUGGUUGGUGGAAAGAUAGAAGAAGUGAAGCGACGGCAAUACUCCCUUGCUUUCAGCUCAGCAGGAGCCCAAGCUCAGACCUAUCAUGUCAGCUUCGAGACUUUGGCCGAGUACCAGCGAUGGCAACGGCAAGCAUCCAAGGUGGUGUCCCAGCGAAUCAGUACCGUGGAUCUCUCGUGUUACAGCCUCGAGGAGGUUCCUGAGCAUCUCUUCUAUAGUCAAGAUAUUACCUACCUCAACUUGCGACACAACUUCAUGCAGUUAGAAAGACCCGGAGGCCUCGAUACACUCUACAAAUUUUCUCAACUGAAGGGCCUGAACUUGUCCCAUAAUAAACUUGGGUUGUUUCCUAUAUUGUUAUGCGAGAUCUCUACCCUGACUGAGCUCAACCUUUCCUGUAAUGGAUUUCAUGACCUACCAAGUCAAAUUGGCAAUCUGCUAAAUCUUCAAACCCUCUGUCUUGAUGGCAACUUUCUGACUACUUUACCUGAAGAAUUGGGAAAUCUACAACAGCUUUCCUCCUUGGGAAUUUCCUUCAACAACUUUAGUCAAAUUCCUGAGGUUUAUGAGAAACUCACUAUGUUAGAUAGAGUGGUUAUGGCAGGAAAUUGCCUGGAAGUCCUGAACUUAGGGGUGCUGAAUAGGAUGAACCAUAUCAAGCAUGUGGAUUUAAGGAUGAACCAUUUGAAAACCAUGGUUAUUGAAAAUCUGGAGGGAAAUAAACACAUCACCCACGUGGAUCUGCGGGACAACCGACUGACUGACUUGGAUCUUAGCUCCUUAUGCAGCUUGGAACAGCUGCACUGUGGGCGGAAUCAGCUGAGGGAGCUAACACUCAGUGGCUUUUCCCUUCGGACCCUCUAUGCCAGUUCCAACAGGCUGACAGCAGUGAACGUCUAUCCAGUACCCAGCCUGCUCACUUUCUUGGAUCUCUCCCGAAACCUGCUAGAGUGUGUCCCUGACUGGGCCUGUGAAGCAAAGAAGAUAGAAGUAUUAGAUGUGAGCUAUAAUCUUCUCACAGAGGUUCCCGUGAGAAUUCUGAGUAGCUUGAGUCUUAGAAAACUGAUGCUGGGACACAAUCAUGUGCAAAACCUUCCAACACUGGUAGAGCACAUCCCCCUCGAGGUGCUGGAUCUUCAGCAUAAUGCACUCACGAGGCUGCCAGACACCCUCUUCUCCAAGGCCUUAAACAAACUAAAUAAAUUGGAGCAAUUGGAGGAACUGAACCUAAGUGGCAACAAGCUUAAAACCAUUCCCACAACCAUAGCAAACUGUAAAAGGCUGCACACCCUUGUUGCACACUCCAACAACAUCAGCAUUUUCCCAGAAAUACUGCAGUUGCCUCAGAUCCAGUUUGUAGACCUAAGUUGCAACGACUUGACAGAAAUCCUGAUUCCAGAGGCUUUGCCUGCUACAUUACAAGACCUUGACCUGACUGGAAAUACAAAUCUGGUUCUGGAACACAAGACACUGGACAUAUUUAGCCAUAUCACAACCCUGAAAAUUGAUCAGAAACCUUUGCCAACCACAGAUUCUACAGUUACGUCAACCUUCUGGAGCCAUGGACUGGCUGAGAUGGCAGGGCAGAGAAAUAAGCUGUGUGUCUCAGCACUUGCUAUGGAUAGCUUUGCAGAGGGGGUGGGAGCUGUGUAUGGCAUGUUUGAUGGAGACCGAAAUGAGGAGCUCCCGCGCCUGCUGCAGUGUACGAUGGCAGAUGUGCUUUUAGAAGAGGUACAGCAGUCAACUAAUGACACAGUUUUCAUGGCUAACACCUUCUUGGUAUCUCACAGGAAAUUAGGAAUGGCUGGCCAGAAGUUGGGCUCCUCCGCUCUCCUGUGCUACAUCCGCCCUGACACUGCCGAUCCAGCAAGUAGCUUUAGCUUGACUGUAGCCAAUGUUGGCACGUGCCAAGCAGUCCUGUGCCGAGGUGGGAAGCCAGUGCCCCUCUCUAAAGUCUUCAGCCUGGAGCAGGACCCAGAGGAGGCUCAAAGGGUGAAGGACCAAAAAGCCAUCAUCACAGAGGACAACAAAGUGAAUGGGGUAACCUGCUGUACCCGGAUGCUGGGCUGUACAUACCUCUACCCUUGGAUCCUCCCCAAGCCCCACAUAUCUUCCACUCCGCUGACCAUUCAAGAUGAGUUGCUGAUUCUGGGAAACAAAGCAUUGUGGGAACACUUGUCCUACACAGAAGCUGUCAAUGCUGUACGUCACGUACAAGACCCAUUAGCAGCUGCUAAGAAGCUGUGCACAUUAGCGCAGAGCUAUGGCUGUCAGGACAAUGUAGGGGCGAUGGUAGUUUAUUUGAAUAUUGGUGAGGAAGGCUGCACUUGUGAAAUGAAUGGGCUCACCCUCCCAGGUCCUGUGGGAUUUGCUUCAACCACCACUAUCAAGGAUGCCCCUAAGCCAGCCACUCCAUCCUCUAGCAGUGGGAUUGCCUCUGAGUUCAGCAGUGAGAUGUCCACCUCAGAGGUGAGCAGUGAAGUGGGGUCCACUGCUUCUGAUGAGCAUAAUGCUGGGGGCCUGGACACUGCCUUGCUUCCGAGGCCAGAGCGGCGCUGCAGCCUCCACCCAACACCCACCUCUGGGCUGUUUCAGCGCCAGCCUUCUUCUGCUACCUUCUCCAGUAACCAGUCUGACAACGGCCUGGACAGUGAUGAUGACCAGCCCGUUGAGGGGGUCAUAACCAAUGGCAGCAAGGUAGAGGUGGAAGUAGACAUCCACUGCUGCAGGGGGAGGGAUCUGGAGAACUCACCCCCUCUCAUAGAGAGUUCUCCUACCCUGUGUUCUGAGGAACAUGCUAGAGGGUCGUGUUUUGGGAUCCGAAGACAGAACAGUGUGAAUAGUGGCAUGCUCCUGCCAAUGAGCAAGGACAGGAUGGAGUUACAGAAGUCUCCCUCCACCUCCUGCCUCUAUGGGAAGAAACUCUCCAAUGGCUCUAUUGUGCCCCUAGAGGACAGCCUGAACCUCAUUGAAGUGGCCACAGAAGUGCCCAAGAGGAAAACUGGCUAUUUUGCUGCCCCCACUCAGAUGGAACCAGAGGACCAGUUUGUUGUGCCUCAUGACCUGGAAGAAGAAGUGAAGGAACAAAUGAAACAGCACCAGGACAGCCGGCUCGAGCCUGAGCCCCAUGAAGAGGAUCGGACCGAGCCCCCGGAGGAGUUCGACACAGCACUAUGACUGCCCCACUGGGCACAGUGUGGGAGGAGGCUGUGCAGGGUUGGGGUAGGGACUUGCUAGAGGCAUUCUGCCUCUACAUUUCUUUUUGUUUGUUCGUUUUUUUUUUGUUUGUUUGUUUUGAGACGGAGUCUUGCUCAGUCGCUCAGGCUGGAGUGCAAUGGUGGGGUCUCGGGUCACUGCAGCCUCUGUCCCUGGGUUCAAGCCAUUCUCCUGUCUCAGCCUCCCGAGUAGCUGGGAUUACAGGCACCUGCCAUUAUGCCCGGCUAAGUUUUAUUUUUUUUUUUUAGAGACGGGGUUUCACCAUGUUGGCCAGGCUGGUGUUGAACUCUUGACCUCAGGUGAUCCACCCUCCUCUGCCUCCCAAAGUGCUGUGAUUACAGGCCUCAGCCACCAUGCCCAGCCCUGCGUCUACAUUUCUAAACCAUAGCUGUGUGGGGUUGAACUCGGAGCCAAAAAGUGUGAGAGCCAUCAGGGGCUGGCUCUGGAUAAACUGGUAGCCACUAUCAGUGUUAAGUUUCACAUUUAACCUGCAUUGGAAUUCCCAGGGGUACUGGGAAGAAAGCAGCUGUUCUGUAUCAGUCCUACCACCUGCCAUUAACCCUUUCUCUCCUAGGAUCAUUUUGAGAAUUUGCCUGCCUGGGCAGGAAAGGGACUAUUUCUGUGGAGGAAAAAAGUGAAGAUUGAUUCUCUUUACUAGUUGCUGCUGAUGGAUCUCUGUGACAGAGAAAUCACCUUAUCUCAGACUAAUGGGGUGUGAUGUGACUAGUCACAUGGCUUUUCAUUCUUCUCUACGAGAAUACAGCCUAUCAAAAUGAUGUCUGUUGGAAAUGUAGAACCAAUCAAACAGAUAAUUUAUGUAUGUAAUGUAAUGAGAGCACUUUUCAUUGACUGUGAACUUUUUAUUUUUGAAUCUGCACUCGAGCCAAUCUUCUUAGAGGCAGCCCGGCACCUUCAUCCAUAGGCAGAGAGAGAACUGGGUGUUGGAGACUUAUUCGAGGGUAUAGGAAGGGCCCUGUGAAGUUGAUUUAACUUUUGGAUGUCAGACUGUGAAAGCUCCUGAGAAACUUGGGGUAAUAGGAUCUUCUUUUGGGGAUGAAAAUGGGGAAGGCGUGAGGACCUAGACUACUUCUCCCUAGAUCAGAAAAAGAGAAUUACCCCUUGACAAAUAUGAUACCUGCUAGGUAUUUCCCAGGGAAAUUUAGGGAUUGGCGUCUUUCCCUAGCAUGUGGAGGAAUUGGCAGACAGCUUCCUAAGGGCGGGGAGCGGGGGCCCAAGGCUGACACUGCUUGCAUCCACGUGACCUUAAGUUAUGGCAGAUGACUCUGAAACGGACUGAGGCCAAUGAGAACAGAUGGAUGGAGCACUCAGGUUAGACUUGUUCCUUCUCCUAUGCUGGAGGAGAGGGAUGGUUCUCUAGAAUGUUGGAGGUGAGUUGAGAGCUCGCCUCUUGAAUGUUGAACAGUGUACUCUUCUGAAAACUGCAUAUUCACUUUAUGUGGUUUCAGAAUACUGGGCUCAAUACUAACAUAAGAAAGACACUUCAUUGAGAAAUUCUUAAGCUUACAGAAAACCUAUACUCUUUGCACAUUCCACAUAACCCUAGCAAAAUGCAGUUUCUUCAUACUUCUGUCACUUUUUCCAUUGGAAGAUUUGCUUAGGAAAAUUAAUUCCUAUUUAUUCCCACAAAAUGUUGGCAUUGCUUGAUUUUACCCAAUGGGGAAUGUGCUUUGAAUUUUUGGAACACUUUUACAAUUAAAAAUAAAGUAGGGCCAUUUUUAAUUUGUUUCAUCAGAAACUAUGUUAAAGAGAGGGUUAAAUAUAAAUAUAUUUUCGUGUGUAUUUUUGGGAAGAUUUUUGUUCAAAGCAAUAGUCAAAAUCAGAUGACCUGUCCAUAAUAAUUAUGUGUCUUCAUCUUCUCAGAGGCCCCAUGCUCAUAUGCACGUGUCAUUGGGAUACACUCUUGGGGGAUUUGGUACACUCUAAUGGAUGUCUAAUGUUCAACCCCUCGAGAAUCUGAACUUGAGUCCCCAGAUUGUCAAACUACUGGUCAGCUAUUGAGAAUUUUAGAACUCAGGUCUUUGAUUUGAAGUAGGGAACAUAGUGGCUCACACAGAGUUUAGGUGCUGUUAGAAAGAUGGGAACAAGAGUGUUUUGCCACCUUAUUUUUAUAUGGGAAAUUUUUUUUAAUGAAGAAAAAAUGAAAAUGAAAUAACAGGAUGAUAGUGAUGAGUGAUGUAAAACAUCUUACUUAGAUGGCAGAACCUUCGGGUUGUAGAAUAGUGAUGUCUAAAAAUUAAAGUUAUUUUGGGAAUACACCACUUUAAUAGUAUAGUCUUAUAAAAAUUAUUCAUUAUGGUGAACCCUUCUUGUCUGCUAUUCGUUUCCCAACCUACUUAUUGGAACCACCUCAAAACCCAGUUCUGAAAUGACCUUACCAAAAGUAAAUGUAUUUAUUUUUUAGUCAGCAGAACUCUGUAAUUCCAAAUGUUGUUCUGUGUGGUAGAAUUUUUUUUCAGGAACCAUUAGGUUGUAUUGAAAAUCUUUGUUAUAGGCGAUACCAAAACUGAUUAUUCUUUUUUGCAGUCUGCUUUAAUUCAUGUCCUUCUGCAGUUGCUCUGUAUUAAAACAGGGUAAAAAGGCCAUAGCCCAUUAUGAAAAAUAUAAUACAAAACUCUUUGACCUAUGAGGUAACUUACAGACAUUGUGUUUUCUAAACAGGCUGUCAGUGAAAGCCCGUAUCUGUCUCCAGGUGAAUGUAAUUUACUUCCGAGUACUUUACCCAGAGGAUGUGUUCCCCAGGUGGGCAGAGUACAGUUGAUCUCUAGCACAGACAGAGAUUCUGGCCUCUGCAUAUUCUCAGGUCUCUGUGUGUACCUCCCAUUGAGUAGAGAAGCUUAAGAUAAUUUCUGAGAGAAGAACACUGCUGAUUGUGGGAGCAGUUUAGGAGUCCAUGGAAGAAAGAAAAAUACAUGUGUCUUGGCAGCCAUGGUGUAUUUUUGUCCAAAUGGAUUGGAAGGAUAUUUGAAUAUUUGAAUGUUGGUAUGACAUAAAGCUGCAGUGCACUAUAGAGUCAAGUCAUUGAAUUACCACUCCUGAUACAGGGCUUUAUUGUACUACUGUGAAGUGUAUGUGUGCAAUACAUUGGUGAGUUCAUUUACUGGUGUACGGAAGAGCCAGCAGGAGCAGCGUGGUCAUUGCUGGGUGCUAUUACAGUUGCUUGUAGUGAGUGCUGUUUUCCAGGAGAUGGAGCCAGUUGGGUGUGGCAGAUCUACUGAAUAUCAAAUGAUGCUCUUCUUCCCAUGUAGACCUUCAGCAAAAGCCGGUACUUGGAAGCCACAGGCUCACCUUCUCUAUCUAUCCAAUAAUUAUUAAUGAAGAGACCUCCAUAAGGGAGCAGCUGGCUGUUAUCGAUAAAUGUACCAAUUAUUAAAUAAUUAGUCUCCAAGCCAUUCAGUGAUGUCUUCAGCAUCACUAUAGGACUGUCUAGUGUCACUUUUUACUUCCUUCUGGGUGGAGGCUUUCCGACUCCCAAUCAUGAAGGCAAGUUAAUCUUUCCAGUUAGUGACUUUUGCCCCAUAGUUGGGGUAAGCACUUCCUAGAUUGAGAAAAAGCAGCUACAGUCAAUCCUGCUCUGUUUGCCUCAUUUGGUGAUCAGUCAGUCACACAUAAGUUCCUUGUAUUCUAAAUUUCAUGCACUUCUCCCAGAUGCUAUAGGGUUUUCUCUCACUGUUGCCAGUGGAUGUCAUCCAGACAGUGGGCUCAUAUCUUACGGUUUUGUGCAAUCAUUGUCGUAUUGUAGUCUUAAGACUCAUUAUAGUGUAUUUUUGAUAUUUUUGAAAUGUGUUAAAUUUUUUAAUUCAAUAAUAUGAGCCAGAGCAUGUUGCAGCAAAUCUAUUGUUUGUAAAAAUAACAAUAACAAUAAUAAAUAAAAUAAAGUGGAAUCUUUUUCAUGGCUUUGUUUUAAAA